Molecule: messenger RNA, 903 nt
Organism: Raphanus sativus (radish)
Lineage: Eukaryota; Viridiplantae; Streptophyta; Magnoliopsida; Brassicales; Brassicaceae
Product: high mobility group B protein 1-like
Exons: 8
Coding region: 150-656 (168 amino acids)
Source: RefSeq, a predicted model, not a curated record
CACCUGGGAUCUAACGCACUCUUUCCUAGGUUAAACAGGUAACCGGUGAUAAGCAUCUCUUUCUCUCUUUUGAUUAUGCUUAGGUAAGUUUGUCUGAAACGAACAUAUCUGCCAUCCGUCUCGAGUACUCUUUCUAGGUUGUUUCCAAGAUGAAGACAGCAAAGGGGAAAGACAAAGCUAGGAACACCAAUGAAGCCUUGAAGCUUGUUGAUGACAGAAAGGUGGGAAAGAGGAAGGCACCGGCUGAGAAGGCUAGUAAGCGGGAGAAGAAGGCCAAGAAGGACCCUAACAAACCCAAACGACCUCCUAGUGCCUUCUUUGUCUUCCUGGAAGAUUUUAGGACAACGUUCAAGAAAGAAAAUCCAAAUGUGAAGGCUGUCUCUGCUGUUGGGAAAGCUGCAGGGCAGAAAUGGAAGUCAAUGUCUCAAGCUGAAAAAGCUCCGUAUGAAGAGAAAGCUGCAAAGAGGAAAGCUGAAUAUGAAAAGCUUAUGGAUGCAUACAACAAAAACUUGGAAGAGGAAGGGAGUGAUGAAUCUGAAAAGUCUAGGUCCGAGGUGAAUGAUGAAGAUGAAGCUAGUGAGGAGGAAGCGCAGCUAGAGAAGGGAAAGGCAGGAGAUGAAGAGGAAGAUGAUGAUGCGGACGAGGAAGAAGAUUAAACCAGAGAUAGAGAGCAUAACUGCAGGUCCAGAGGCAGAAGUAAGUAGUUUGUAAUAUGUGUGUUAACAACUAUAGAUCCAAAUGGUGUGCGCUUUUCUUUUUUCUUUUCCUAAGAACUAGGAACAGUUGUUAGCGGUUCAAGGAGGUUUUGUUUCAGCUUAUUAUCCAUAACAAACAAUGUACCAAUCACAAACUAUGUACAUGACUAAACUCUCCCUUCUAAUGCAUUUUGUGUUUCUUGAACUC